UGCCAUAAGAGCUACAGGCUAAAGUCAAGAAAGACGACUAUAUAUUAAAUCACUCCACUACCUUGAUUUCGCCCCAAAAAAUAUCGCCUCCACAGCAACCUCUGCUCGGUCUCCCCGCUACCAAUGUCGAUGUCUAAGCCAGCAGCAGCAGCGCCAUCAGAUCCAUCGAAGCCAAGCAAGCCACUGAAAGAAGUACCUGGAAGCUAUGGCUUGCCGGUCCUGGGAGCCGUCAAGGACCGCCUCGACUUCUACUGGUUCCAGGGAGACACCGAGUUCUUCCGCAUCCGGAUGGAGCAGCACAAGAGCACCGUCUUCCGCGUGAACUACUCCCCGGGGCCUCCUGGCUACCCGGACUCCCGCGGGAUCAUCCUGCUCGACCAGAAGAGCUUCUCGGUCCUCCUGGACAACUCCAAGGUGGACAAGUCGGACACCCUGCUCGGCCCCUACAUCCCCAACCUGGCCUUCACCGGCGGCUACCGGGUCCUCCCAUACCUGGACACCUCCGAGGCCAAGCACACCGCCUACAAGGACCUCAUCUUCGAGCUCCUCCACGUAAACUCCUCGCGGAUCAUCCCGGAGUAUAACAAAGUCUUCGCCGAGACCGCCGGAUCCUGGGAGGAGCGCAUCGCCAAGUCGGGCAAAGCGGAGGUGUUCGCCUCGUCGGACGCGAUGAUCACCAGGUUCUUGCUGCGCACCAUCGUCCACAAAGAUCCCGCGGAGCCGGGGCCGGCGAGCCUGGGACCGAAGUUCCGGGACACAUACCAGCUAUGGACGGGGGUAAACUUCGCCGGGAUCGCUCACACACCGCUUCCACACUUCUUGGAGGAGCUGCUGUUCCACACCUUCCGGCUGCCACCGUUUCUCGUGAAGAAGCAGUACAAGGCGCUCGCGAAUUUCUACCGGACGCACGCCACCGAGGCGCUGGAUCUCGCGGAGAAGAAGUAUGGGCUGGAUCGCGAGGAGACUGUCCACCAGCUCAUCCUCAUCCUGGGGAUCAAUGCGCGCCUCGGCCUGCACAAGAUGAUCCCGGCGCUCAUCUACUACCUGGGCUUGCUGGGCGAGGAUUUCCAGGCCAAGAUCGCUGCGGAGGUGCGAUCGGCUGUGCACAAGAACCGCGCCCAGGGAGAAGAGGGCGUGAAUAUCACCACCCAGGCGCUCCUGGAGAUGCCGCUGCUGCGAUCCACCGUGCUCGAGACCCUGCGGCUCACGCCCUCGAUCUUCUACAUGUAUGGCCGCGCGCGCGAGGACAUGGUGAUCGAGUCCCACGACGCCGCGUUCCAGAUCAAGAAGGGCGAGCUCCUGGGCGGGCACCAGUACUUCGUGAUGCGCGAUCCAGAGGUCUUCGAGGAGCCGCACAAGUUCGUGGCCGAUAGGUUCCUGGGGGAGCGCGGCAAGGCGGUGUUGCCGUACCUCGUCUGGUCCAACGGGCGGGAGACCGAAUCGCCGGCCUCCAGCAACAAGCAGUGCCCCGCCAAGGAUGUCGCGGAGCUCAUCACGAUGCAGUUCGUGGCGGAGAUGUUCCUCAGGUACGAUUCGUUCGAGAUCACCAAGGAUUCGUUCAUCAACACCACCGAGCUCAAUGUGCACCUCAAGUCGCUCAAGAAACGAAGCGUGUAACAGAGGAAUAUGCUUGUUUUUUGGUUUAAUAUAAACUUUGCCCUAAACCGUUUAAAAUUGUA
This is a messenger RNA of Selaginella moellendorffii, 1679 nucleotides long. RefSeq names its product allene oxide synthase. The record is from RefSeq and is a predicted model, not a curated record. Gene Ontology annotation, molecular function: monooxygenase activity; oxidoreductase activity, acting on paired donors, with incorporation or reduction of molecular oxygen; iron ion binding. Bases 124 to 1617 code for a protein of 497 amino acids. NCBI's taxonomy places the organism in Eukaryota, Viridiplantae, Streptophyta, Lycopodiopsida, Selaginellales, Selaginellaceae. Gene Ontology annotation, biological process: sterol metabolic process. The transcript is spliced from 2 exons.